Molecule: messenger RNA, 3774 nt
Organism: Volvox carteri f. nagariensis
Lineage: Eukaryota; Viridiplantae; Chlorophyta; Chlorophyceae; Chlamydomonadales; Volvocaceae
Exons: 10
Coding region: 1-3774 (1257 amino acids)
Biological process (GO): telomere maintenance via telomerase; protein stabilization
Cellular component (GO): cytosol
Molecular function (GO): Hsp90 protein binding; telomeric repeat DNA binding
Source: RefSeq, a predicted model, not a curated record
AUGGUCAACCAAUGGUCCAGUCACCUCUCCAUGGUGACACCCCUGAGGCUGAGGGCCACGUCCGCAGCCGGUGGGGCGUCAUCCGGGACGGAGGGGCCCAGGGGGGCGAGGGGCGAGGGAAGGCGCUUCGCCGCGCCCGGGUGCUGCGGGGUUUCGGAGCUGCUGCUGCACCUGGCGGUGCAUUCGGCACUGACCCGUGGGUCAUUGUCAGCAUUGGCGGCAGAGGCGGCGGCGACGGGGACUGCUGUACGGGAGCAGCCGCCAUCGCCGCUGCCCAGCACUGAAGGGCCGGGACACGACCGCGGGCAGCAGUCACCGGCUAGUGAGGGCGUCCUCGGGAUGCUGCUGCCGCUGCUGCUGCUCCUGCCGCCAGCUGCCCCCAGCAGCGAGGCAACACCGUCCUCGUCACUGUCGCUACGGGGAACCGUAGCGGGCAUGUACGGUGGAUUGUACAGUGCGGCGUCGCUUGCGGCGCUACUGGUUUCGGUGCCGGAUCGCGCGGGAGGCCUGCUGGCGGCAGCAGCGGCGGCGUCACCGGAGCUUUCAGAGCUGCAGCGGCUACAGCCUGAGGCGUUUUACUGGCGGCUGCUACAGCAGCUGAUGGCGGCGUUGGCGAACCCGGGGCGUAGCGUGGCGGCAGCGACGGCGCGGCUGAGGCGUGGCCUGGAUAAAUGUACGGCAUCGCUGGCGUCUUGGGAUGUCGCCGACGGUGGCGCUCUACGUGGCUGCAGAUUGUCGUACACAAAAGCCGCAAACGGAGAGGGCACUUGUGACGACGGGCCUGGGCCUGUCGGCGGCGACUAUGGCGGCGGCGGACUGAGCGGCACAGGUGUUGCCGUACUGGAGCCUCUGGUGGCGGCGGCGGCAGUGGACUUGCUGGCGGAGGUAUUGGAGCGCCUAGCCAAGCGGGGCUACGCAGCGGUGGCGGCGGACGCACUGCUGUCGUGUACGACCAGCCUGCGGGCAGCGUACGACGUCAUUGAAGGGCACGACAGCGAUGACGAUGGGAGUAGCCGACGGCUGCAGGAGGGCUGUACGGCAGCCUUGUUGCAGCUAGCUGACGUAAGCUCGGCGGCACUGGAACGGCUGCUGGCGGCGCUGCUGGAUCGCGCGGCGCGGCCGGCAUUGGCCGCGACAGCUGGCAAUCAGCUUUCGCCGCCGAGGCCGACGCCGACGCCGACGCCGCAGCAGCAGCGGCUGCAACAAGAGCUACAGCAGCUACAGCAGCGUGAGGCACUCCUAGGCCUCUCGCCGCCGCCGCUACCCCCCGCCGCAGCCGCCGCCGCGCUCUCCGCCCUCCUAUGGCUCCUGCCGCCAGCCCUGACGUCACAUCCCGCCGUGUCGUACACCCUUACCGACCGGCUGCUGCUGUCGCUGCAGCGGCCGCCGCUGCCUCUCGACUGCCUCCGGCUCCUGACGGCGCUGCUCGCCGCUGCCUACCCCGCCACCCAGCCCGCCGCCGCCGCCGUCACGCUGGCUUCGACCUGGGGCGACGCCGCCGCCGUAACUCGUACAUCCGUACAACGUCAGGCAUAUCUUACCCAGGCGCUGCUGCUUGUCUUAGCCCGGCUGGACCGGGAGACUGUUGAGGUCACCCCUGGGUUGCUGACGGGGCUGUUGGGGGGUGUGAGCCAGCGGCUAGGCAGCCCGCUGGUGGCGACACAGCGGCAGGCGAUGCGUGUAGGCCGCGGAUUCAGCUUGGUGCUGGACCCCGCCAGUGCGCAGCGACGGCAGCUGGUGUGGAGGGGACCUCCGUCUCCAGGGAGGGACGCGGGGCUGGCGUGUACGGGCGCGGAGGAGGAGGGUGCGGCGGCGUCUGUGGCGACGGCGGCGGCGACGAAGACUUCUCGGCAGCCUUUUUGCACCGCCGCUGCUUCAAGCGCGACGGCGGCCGGCGGCGGCGGCGGCGGGUCCGUUGAGCCUUCCCCGGAGGGCCACGACGACGUCGACAGCGAUAGCAUUUGUACGGCAACUGACAGCGACGAUGAAGAAACCGACGGAGGCGAAGACGCAGAGUACGGCAGUGGCGACGGCAGCGACGGCGACGAGUUACGGCCGCUGGGUACGGUGGACGAGAUGGAGGGGGAUGCGGAGGCGGAGGCCUGGCACCGAGCGGAGCCCGCCGCGCUGCAGCUGCGUGCCCUGGCGGCGGCUCUUCGGAAACAAGACGACGUUAAAACCGUGUUGGCGGCCCUCAAGCAACUGGAGGUAUCGUACGGCAUAGUACGGCAUGCAGAGGUCAUCCGGGCCGCCCCGGACGAGUUGGGCCUUAUGGCUCCGGAGCUCAUUCGCUCGCUGCUGCACUGCCGAGUACCGGAGUGGGCCGAAAUGGAGGCGGAUGUGGACGAGCAGUCGGCCGGGGGGUCUGAGGAGGAGGUGACCCAUGGGUCACCUGGGCGUCCGGCGCCCGGAGAGGGGCCGAAUCUGGGGGUAGGACGUGGUGGUGUGGGCCGGUCCCGUCAGGGCCCGACGGGGGUAGUGGGACCCGCGGGUCGCUCCGCCGUCGGAGCGGCGGCGGCGGCGGUGGCGGCGGCGGGUUCGUCGUCGGCGCUGGCUCAGCGGCGGCGCAGUUUGGUGGCGCUGCUGGCCCUGGUGCCGCUUGCCGCGGGCGAUGCCCUUCUCCCCGAGAUUUACUCGCCCCACUUGGACAUGCACCAGCGCCUCACGCUGCUGGACGCGCUGGCGGCAGCAGCGGCGGAGCUGGCCGACCCAAGGGUCGCUCCACGACUCACGCAAGGACCCGGGGGCAGACCGCUCCUCACCCGCCCCGAAACCACAAUACACCAACCCCACGCCCUUCCCCCCUCGACCCGCAAAGCUCCCGUGGGGCAGCGGACUGGGUAUGUGGGUGGCGGGGGUAAUGCAUCGGUGGACAGGAGCGCGGUGGGUGUGGUUCGGGGGGGAGGUCCGAGGACGCGAGUGUGGGCGCCCGUGGCGCUGCGGAAGCUGAAGGAGCAGGAGGAGGCGGCGGCAGCGGCGGCGGCGGCUGGCGGCGGCGUUGGUUCGGGAGGGCCGGCUGCGGGCAGUGGCGGCGGCGGAGGCGGCGGCGCGUUUCGAAAUCGCUUCGCGGAUGUGGCGUUGCGGUGGGCGGCUGGGCUGCUCCGGGAGGUGGACAAGGUGAAGCACGGAGUGGACCUGCUGGGCCGGGACCACCAGCUGCUGGGGAGGGUGCUCACCACCUUGGCGACGUUUGCGGAGGCGGCAGCGGGUAGUACGGCAAUGACGUCACUCGCGAGAGCCACCCUGGAGCUCAUUCGGGCGCCGCAGGUUACGUGGGGUGGGGUUCAUAGUCAUCCCGAGCCGUACGUACGGCGAGCUGCCUUGCUGGCGGCGGGUCAGGUGCUCGCUCAGCUGCCGCCGCCGGCGGUAGCAGGGGCGCUGCUGGGGGCUACUGCUGCCGCUGCAGGCACUGCAGGCGCCGGAGGGGUCGUCGUCGUCGUCGGCGGCUGCGAUGGCUGUGGUGAUGGCUUGGCGGAACGGCUCGAGUGGGUUUCCCGGUGGUGCCGUACAGUGUCGGAGGAUGACGUGGAUCCGCAUUGCCGCCUGAUGGCGCAGGCGUGUGUCAAUUUGCAGGCUGACCUGGCCUCACGCUGCCUGGCGUCACUGCGAGACGCCGCCGCCGCUGGUACGGCAGCGCCAUUGGCGUCCGCCACUCUGCCGACCGUUGACCUGGCGCGUACGGCACGGCUGCUGGCUGCGUCGCCGGCUCCGUCGCUUCAUGGUGGUGGUGGCGGGAUUGAGGAGAAACGUAUGGGCGUGAUGGACACUACAUGA